AUGCUACCCAAGUGGCUCAGAACAACUUCCUCCGUUCUUCUGCGCAUCUCUAGGGGGCGAGCGGCGGGGAAAUGCGCCGUCCAGCGGAGGGCCGUCUCGUCGGAUCCAGCCGACUAUUUCCACUACACCCGCGUCGUUUUCGGUACCCUCUCGCCUAGUUUCGUGGCUCAAUCACUCCGACACCAGGAGCCUGCAAAGCCCAUCGACCUCGAGAAGGCCAUGCGACAGCACGAAAACUACAUGACGCAGGUGAAAAACCUGAUUCCGCACGCGGUGCAGAUUGCGGCAGACGACGCCUUGCCCGAUUUGGUGUACGUGGAGGACCCGGCCGUUGUGCUGGACGGCAAAGCGCUCAUCACGAGGAUGGGCCAGGCGUCGCGUGAAGGAGAGAUCAAGCACGUGCGCCCCGUGCUCGCAGAAAUGGGGUUUCAAAUCUACGAGGUUGAUGAUCCUGAGGCUAUUGUCGACGGAGGGGAUGUCAUAUUUACUGGACGCGAGUUUCUCGUAGGGCUCUCCAAGAGGACUAAUAAGGCAAGUCGGCUGACGUACAUACUGUGA
Messenger RNA from Geodia barretti, 558 nucleotides. NCBI's taxonomy places the organism in Eukaryota, Metazoa, Porifera, Demospongiae, Tetractinellida, Geodiidae. The record is from the annotation of a GenBank genome assembly.